Aspergillus tanneri is the source of this 1308-nucleotide messenger RNA. RefSeq lists its product as uncharacterized. Lineage: Eukaryota; Fungi; Ascomycota; Eurotiomycetes; Eurotiales; Aspergillaceae. The transcript is spliced from 3 exons. The record is from RefSeq and is a predicted model, not a curated record. The coding region runs from base 1 to 1308 and encodes 435 amino acids.
AUGGAGAUUCGCGCAGUCGAUGAGACGCGGAGAUCCACUUCCGAGACUCCGACGCUUCCCAGCCAAUCCUCGAGCGACUGUCGCCCUCUGCCAUUCCCAGCUCUAGCGCCUGAGACUACGACUCCUUUAAAUAAUCCCUCUCUUACCACGACUACGACUAUUACUGCCACUAGCAAUAGUAAUAUUACUACCGCUAUUGAUACGGCUUCUCACACUACUCCUCCUACCAAUCACCUUCUAGAAACUGAGACCCCACGUGAAUCCGGCACCAUCGACGCGUCUACUCCAUCUCCCACUUCCAAGGCACCUUUUGUGCGUGGGCACCGCCGCCGCUCCACCCACGUUACUCGUCGUGAGCUAGAGAAAUUCCGCAAAGACAUUUUGGGCUUGGAACCUCCUGAAUUUGACUUUGAGCACGACAAGAGUACUGGUGCUCGGAACCCUUCUCUUGACCCUCAGCUCGAGUCUCUGAACCGCGCCUUUGACGACGCGGCCAUGUCUCUGAACAACAGCGGUGGCAUGACCAACAGUAGUCCUGGAUCAAGCAUGUUUGGUAGCUAUGUUGAGAGCUCCCCGGGCCCUCGACAGCCCAUGCCCCCAUCAAUGUCGCACGCUCCUGGUCAAGCCAAUGGCGCUGGAAUGGCUGGCAUGAAUGCUGGAAUUCCCAUGAAUGCAGGUCAUCAAAUGGAUCUUCAUCAGCUCUAUGAUAUGGUGCUUGAAUUAAGUGAGGUACUGAAGAAUAACCGUGAGAUGACUAAGAGUAUUGUAUCCAGCGCCGAUGAGAUUAUGAGACGUUCUUCUUCGGAGGGGGCUAGUCCAAACCUUCAACAAGUGAAUGGCGAAAUCACUGCUUCACGCAUAGCGGAACUCGAGCGUGCCCUUGCCAAAGAAAGACGUACCGUCGAAGUUCUGAAGAAUGAACAGCUUGAGAACACCAAACUGAUCGGGGAGUACGAGGCUGCUGUCGGUACUAUGGUUGAGCAGAUUCGAAAUUAUUGUCAGAACAACAAUAUGAAUUACCUGGCCCAGAAGCGCCACUAUAACAACCUUCUUCAAGCGGAACGCGAUGCUCAUUUGGAAAGCCGCUUGGACCGUGAUUAUUGGCACGCGCAGACAAUGAGAUGCGCGGAGAUGAUUCGCACGGCCUACCGUCUUCGCUGCGAAGAGGAGGAACUGCCUAUUCAUGUGAUUGCGGGCCUACAGAAUGAAGUCCGCGCUUAUCGCAACGCUCUUGGCAUGGAGCCAGAAAAGCCCGAGGAAGAGUACGGAUGGGAGAUUUUGAAAGAUGUGCCGGGAAACCUCGAGUGA